This is a messenger RNA of Morone saxatilis (striped sea-bass), 4174 nucleotides long. RefSeq names its product glycine receptor subunit beta-like. The record is from RefSeq and is a predicted model, not a curated record. Lineage: Eukaryota; Metazoa; Chordata; Actinopteri; Moronidae. Gene Ontology annotation, cellular component: postsynaptic membrane; synapse; neuron projection. Gene Ontology annotation, biological process: chemical synaptic transmission; chloride transmembrane transport; signal transduction. Gene Ontology annotation, molecular function: transmembrane signaling receptor activity; neurotransmitter receptor activity; extracellularly glycine-gated chloride channel activity.
AGGUACCCCUUGAGUUGGAACGGCUGAAAUUCCGACCAAAAGGGGGUGUGUCUCGGUGAAAUGUCGCGAGAUAGCUGCGAGAUUUCCAACUCGGACGGUCGGUUUCCGAGACAAAUGGAAAGCACCAAAAUGGUGUUUGUCACUCUGGUCUGUUAAGCAGCAUAUUUGCUACUGAUGCGUUUUGACUCUUAAACUGUUGUGGUCCGGGUAGACUAACAUACCGUUUUAGGCAGCCAGAGAGGAACUUGGAAUAGGAUGCAAGAGCAGUGCAGAUAAAGGAACACACGCAGAACAGGACAGGACGGCAGAGAGGGGGAGAGAAAGAGAGAGGACAUACAGUCAGGCUCUAGCCAGAACAACAUCUCUGUGACUAACCGCUGAAUCCCUGUAAUGCAGGAGAACUGAUGAUCCAACGCACCAGAGGCACCAUGGCUGCUGGAUUGAGGCCGCUGAUCUUGCUUGUGUUGCUGCUGUCUUGUUGGCAACUGACCACAGCCAAAGAAGGAAAAUCCACAAAGAAGGGAAAGAAAGGCAAGCAAGUCGUCUGUCCAUCCCAGUUGUCCGCAGAAGAUUUGGCCCAGGUUCCGGCUAACUCAACCUCCAACAUCUUGAACCGUCUGAUGGUCAGUUAUGACCCAAGAAUUAGGCCUAACUUUCAAGGUAUUUUAUCAGUACUCUCUCUGUCCAGUGAGAGUAUGUCCUUGGCAUCAGAGCUACCAAAGGUUUCCUACGUAAAGGCCAUUGAUAUCUGGCUCAUUGCCUGUCUACUUUUUGGAUUUUCAUCACUGGUGGAAUAUGCUGUUGUGCAGGUGCUACUAAACAGUCCCAAACUAAUUGAAGAGGAGAAAGCCAAAAUGGCAACCAAGGAAAAAGCUUUGAAAGAAAAAGAAGGAAAGAAGGCAUCAAAUAAAACUAACAACACAGUGAAUGGGACUGGUGGAACACCCAUACAUGUCAACACUCUACAGGUGGUAGAAACUCGCUGUAAGAAAGUUUGCACCUCCAAGUCAGACCUUCGCUCCAAUGACUUCAGCAUCGUGGGAUCUUUACCUCGAGACUUUGAACUUUCCAAUUUUGACUGUUAUGGUAAACCAGUUGAAGUGACAGGGGCCCUCAAGUCCCAGAACAAAGCCAACAAGAAACCCCCACCACCCAAACCUGUCAUACCCGCUGCUGCCAAACGCAUUGACCUCUAUGCAAGAGCCCUCUUUCCCUUCUCCUUCCUCUUCUUCAAUGUCGUCUACUGGUCUGUCUAUCUGUGAGAGGGAGAGGAAGAUACUAGGGUGGAAAUUAAGUGAGCCAUGUUUGCAGAGCUGCAGAGACUGCUGUGGUCCCCUGGAGAAACUACACAACCUUGGAGAUGUUGGCUGAGCCAGUAGGCACUGCAUGUGUGUCUCUGUCUGAUACAGGACAUUGUGCUUAGAGUAAACUAAUCCUCGCUGUGGUUACCCUACGCAAUACCCUAAUGCUUUUUACUAGGAUUGCUGGUAACACUUCAAAAUGGCCAACAUUAACUGAAUAAGACAUAAAAAAGAAAAUACAAGAAUAUAUACAGAAUAAAUGUAUUGUAAAAGAAAAAAUAAUUCAAGAAGUCAUUAAAUAUAACUAUUCAUUUUUAUUGUAUAACAGUCCUCAUUUUGAAAGAUUAUCAGUGCCAUUAUGACUAUAUAUAUAUUUAUAUAUAAGAAUCCUUUACUUACAAGAUAUCUCAUUAUUAGUUGUAUGAGUUAGCUUUGGAAGCUUUUUAGAUUUAUGAGAAUGUGACCAAACUGUUCAGAUGUCAUUUACACCUAGCUGAUCUGAUCAACAGUAGAAUUAUCAGAUGACACUCUGAUCUGAUUCUGUUUGCAUGUGUUUUCCUGAUCAAGAUAAACCAGUUAGAGGUCACAUGUCAGUACCAAAGGCAAAUAGGGUCUGAUACCAAUAGAGUAGUGUACUAAUCUAUGUAAACCUAAGUCCCAGAGUGAUUUAAGAUGGUGUUCCAUUUAGUUCCAUUUCAGAGCCUGAACCACACGAAGAGUAAAUUACUCUCAAGCUUCUAGAUUCAAAAGUGGUUCUAAAUGUUCUCAUUGGAAGGCCAGCUCUCAUAAACAGGGGCUAGAUGCAAUGAAUCAUAUAAAUGUGGAUAACAAUGCAUGCUUUCAAACAGCCUCUCCUUAACGGUAUUCAUGCUGUUGGUUGUUCACAUGAAAAGUGUAAAGACUGAAACGAGAGCUUGAGAGAAGUUAAAAUCCUGCUUACUUUCACACCUCCAUACACUUGGUUAAUUACUAGUGGGCAUGAUCAUUGGUCUUCAAAAAUUUUGGUCACUAUUGAACUGUGCAGAACUGUUGGGUGCUUUCACACCUACCCAGUUUGGUUUGGUUCAAACUCUGGUGUGUUUCAGUUCUUUUAGAUUGCUGUGAAAGGACAUGAUUUUUUUGUGAAGUGAUUUUAGUAUGAAUUCGUAUGUUAAACUAAAGGUCCAGUAUGUAGGAUUUAUUAUCUAGCAGUAAAAUUGCAGAUUUCAACCAACUGAAUACCACUCACCUUACCCUCCCAUUCUAAGCGUAUAGGUUAAACUACAGUGGUGGCGAAAUAUUCCAUUUCUGCCAAUAGAUCCUUCUAAAUAUUACACAUUGGAAAUCCAUGCAGCCCAUCUACUGACCAUAGGAACUGUCAACAAAUCAAUAUGUAUAGAGUUUUAAGAUUAUAUGAUAACCAUGGUACCACAAAUGCACAUCAUUAUGAAUACAUUUAUUUAUAUAUAUAUAUAUAUAUAUAUAUAUAUAUAUAUAUACACACAUAGAUUUAUAUAUAUUUAUAUUUAACAUUAGAUUUAUUUUUAUUUUAUUUUAAAAAAAAUCAAGUUUUUUACGGUAACAGACAUUCGGUCAUGCCGCACUUUAAUAAUUAUUUCAUAUAUCGUCCCAUACCUAAAAUGGGUAGAAAUAUAUGAACUAUGAACAGAGCAGGUCACAAACUCCAUUUUACUAUCCCUGCAUCCCAAGACAUGCAGUACAUCAACAUACAAGAUGAUCAUUUAUAAAUAUAUAAAUUGCUCAGCAGAUUGCUGUCUUGACAGUUCAUGAUCAGAUGAUGGUUUAAUAGUAGUUUAACUCCGGUUUUACACGCUUUUUAAGUUUUUAGUCUGACCAUUUAACUGCAGAUUACCAUAAAUAAAAUAUGAUAACAUGCUUUUCUGGCUCUUGCACCAAUUAAUCUAUGUUCUUGGAUCGCAUGCUGUUCACUAGUUCAUAAAAUUUUACAUACAUGGGUUUUUAUACCAUACCUCCUCAGAAUCAUCUUUAUUGCCAAGUGGGUUUUCACAUACAAGGAAUCUUACCAUAAAGUGUUACAAUGGUCAGUCAGUUCAGUCAAUUAGCCAUUAGACCCUGUCAUAUUUUAAGAGGUUAGUACAGGAACAUCCCCUGAUGUCUGAGUCUAGAUUGUGGUGGUGGUGAAGGGGUGGAGGAUCUGGAUGGAUGAGAUGUGGAGCAGGACUUCUGAUGGGCUCAGUGGAAGGACCACUUGGAGGUUUGAUUUGACACUGAAAUGACAGCAUAAAAGAAAGGAACAGUUUUUAAACUUUGACAGCAAUGAGAUGAUUGGCUCACAGAGGUUGUUGGAAAACCUGACUGGUGAAAGAGUGAACGCCCUCAGUUAGCUGAUUGAGUUGGCGAGAGAGGGAGAUAAACAAUAAAUAGCUUAAACAUUAAGAUAGUCUUCCUGAUUGAAUUUGUGCUCGGCUUCAUUAGAACAUUCCACUAUAUAGAGAUCAUUAGAUCCCUAUAUUCUAGAAUGGUAGCUAACUGCUAGAGCACUUCUGGUGUUAUAUUACACUGAGGUUUUAAGUACCAGUUAAGCUUGGCAUUCAGCUGCUGCACUAUGUAUGAUAUGCCCUUUCUUAAAAUAUAUUGCUAUAUUAUGAAAAAAACAGUCUUCAGACAAGUAAACACAGCACUGCUAAGUAUUUGAAAUAAUUUUUUUUUUAGGAAAGUUCAAUACAAGUUCUUUUACCCAGGACCAGAUGUGUUAUAUGUUUUGAUCAAUUGAUCAAAGAGGAAAGAGGACAAAAAAUAACUGAAGAGAAGAACCUCUUUGUAAUUUUUUUUUUGUUUUUGUGUGAGGCACAUGUAACAUGGAUUUUCAAAGUGCUAUACGCUAUAAAUAAAGACUAUAUUAUUCAUCCUUA